CGCAUUAGCUGCCAUCAACGAGAGCACAGAGCACAUCCCGGAAUUACAUAUAUCGUAUAUGAUAAUAAUGUCUGAUUCCAAAGCGGAGUACAACUCGGGUGAUUUGGGUGUGGAGCCGAUGGACAGCUUUGCAUCCCAAAUAUGUGCGCACUUUCCCAGUCUUCAGCAGCAUCGAAAGCAAAUUGUUAGUCAGGCCCAGCAGCAUUCCCAGAUGUUGGUGGCCAAUCUGUACAGGAACAAGAAGAUCAGCUGCGAGAAGCCCGCAUUUCCGCCGCAAGUGUGUGCUCCAAAGGCCUAUCGCUUCAAGGACAUCUAUUCCAGUCGCAAGGAUCGGUUGCUACGCGAGUGCCAGGAGCAGGAGCGCAAGCAGCGCGAGUUCCACAGCCGCCCGAUGCCCGAUUUCCGGCAGGUACACGAACGCCAGGCCUCCAGGGUCGUCGUGCAUCGGGUCACCUGUCCCAUGACCCCCAAUGUGCUCAGGAACUCGCGUGAAAUGGAGGAGAAGCGCCGCUUGCGGGUGGAGCAACUGCAGCGGGAGCGCGAGCAGCAGUGGCAGCUGCACAGAAUGCAGGCGCCCAGGGCCAAGCCCAUUCCGCUGAGCAGCCGGCAGCCCUUGUUGUCCUCGAAUCGUCCUGCCGCAGUUCAGCCAUUGAAGUUGAAGUUCGAGCCCUUCAACCUGACCGCCGAAUUGCGCGUCCAGCAGCGGCGCAUUUUCAACAUCCAGACGUCCAAGCUGCAGGAGACGCGGCGGCGCGAGCUGGAGGAUCUGCGCCAACGGGCGGAACGGGAGGCCUACCAGAAGCAGCGCCAACGAACCAUGUUCCGCGCCAGACCCAAUCCAUUCUCACAGACCGCACGUUGACCUGGGGAUUUCCCUCUAUU
Drosophila erecta is the source of this 882-nucleotide messenger RNA. RefSeq lists its product as uncharacterized. The record is from RefSeq and is a predicted model, not a curated record. Bases 59 to 862 code for a protein of 267 amino acids. Lineage: Eukaryota; Metazoa; Arthropoda; Insecta; Diptera; Drosophilidae. The transcript has 2 exons.